AUGUAUCUAUCUAUCUAUCUAUCUAUCUAUCUAUAUAUAUAUAUAUAUAUUCAUUUUUUAUUAAUUUUCCUUUUUUCUUUCUGUCUUUGUUUCCUUCAUUCUUUUCUUUCCUUUCUUUUCUUUCCUUUCUUUUCUUUCUUUUCUUUUCUUUCCUUUCUUUUCUUUCCUUUCUUUCUUUUCUGUCCUUUGUUUUCUUUCUUUUUGUCAUUUCGUUCUUUCUUUUUCUUUUAUUUCUAUUCUUUCGUCCUUUCUUUUCUGUCCUUUCUUUCUGUUGUCUCCCUUUAUUCCAUCUUUUCUGUCCUUUCUUUCUUUGUGACCUUUUUCUUACUUCUUUCUUACGUUUUUUCUUUUUUAUUCUUUCUUUUUAUCCUUUCUUCUUUUCUAUCUUUCUUUCUUUUCUAUUAUUUCUUACUUUACUGUCUUUCUUUUUUGUUUUCCUUUCUUUCUUUCUAA
Acanthosepion pharaonis is the source of this 453-nucleotide messenger RNA. The record is from the annotation of a GenBank genome assembly. Lineage: Eukaryota; Metazoa; Mollusca; Cephalopoda; Sepiida; Sepiidae.